Molecule: messenger RNA, 3132 nt
Organism: Coffea arabica (coffee)
Lineage: Eukaryota; Viridiplantae; Streptophyta; Magnoliopsida; Gentianales; Rubiaceae
Source: RefSeq, a predicted model, not a curated record
CAAAUUUGAGAACUGCACAGAUUUAUGGUUUCACCAACCUUACAAAUGCUGUCAUACUCGUCCUGAUUUGAAAGUUAGAAUAAUCGCUCAAUAAACUUAUUGAAGAUUCAGCGCAUACUGGUCUCCAACUCUCCAUAUAUCUCACGUUGCCUGCAUAACAUGGUCCCAUCAAAACAGCAAUUCCUCCGUUGUUCAGAGAGAUUAAUUUUCUGUUUAGUCCAUUAAACGGCCAACACUUGUUAAUCUGCAAAACCAUAUGCAACCUGCCGGCAUCUCUCUGAGUUUCUUGUUACUUGUAGUACUGGAGACUAGCAACUUCCAAUCAUGUGUGGCAAGAGACACCAUCACUUCUAACAGUUUAUUGCCAGAUGAUGGCACAACUAUUAUAUCCGCUGGGAAAGGAUUUGAACUGGGCUUCUUCGAUCCUGAAGAUAACAUUAAUACUGGAAGAUACGUAGGCAUAUGGUAUUACAACUUGAGUCCAAGAACAGUUGUAUGGGUUGCCAACAGAGAUGCACCGUUACCAUAUGUACCUGGAAACUUUUCCAUAGGUGAAGAUGGCAAUCUCAAGUUGGUGGAUAAGAUGGGAACUUCAUAUUUCAAUACUACGCUUGAAAGAUCUAGUCCUGUUAACAGGAUCCUGAAGCUGCUGGAUUCUGGGAAUUUGGUACUGAUUGAUGGGAGCUCAGGAAAUAUCCUAUGGCAAAGCUUUGCCGAACCAACUGAUACUUUUCUUCCUGGCAUGACGAUGGAUGGAGGUUUGAAGUUGGUUUCCUGGAUGGAUAUUGGCAAUCCUGCAACUGGGAGCUUCACAUUUGAGCAAGAUCAAGAAAAUAGGCUGCCCAAGAUCAUGAAGGGAAAAACAGCACCGCACUGGAAAAGUGAUCAAUCAGGUUCCGUUGAACUGCCUUACUUUGUGGCCUUCUUCUUAUCGAAUUUUAGCCGUAGUGUUGAUCAGGCUACUUAUAAAUCUUCCAGUGCAUAUUCUUCAAAAAAUCCUGGUUCAGCAAAUACUAGCUUAAACUACUCGGAUGAACUAGAAUCUUAUGCAAAUACUAGGUUAUUGAUGAAUUCCUCUGGAGAGAUACAAUUUUACCGUUGGGAACAGGAUGGAUGGUCAUUGAUGUGGAAGGAGCCCCAUGAUGCGUGUAGUGUCUAUAACCCUUGUGGUAAUUAUGGUAGCUGUAAUCUCAAAAGUGGGGGUUUGAAUUGUGAUAUUCUGCCAGGAUUCAAGCCCGUCUUUCCUGAUGCUUGGAAAACUGGAGAUUUUAGUGGCGGUUGUGAAAGGAAGUUGGAUAUAUGCAAUAUGCCCUCCAAACCAGACACAUUCUUGAAUUUGAAGUUGAUGAAAGUGAGGAAACCGGACAUCCUAUAUGCUGCGGACAGGGAGGAUACGUGCAGACAGGAGUACUGUCUCAGCGGUUGUGCAUGCCAGGCAUACUAUUAUGCUGGAUUUGACAAUCGAAGUCGAAAUAAUGGUGAUGGCAUGGUUCGAAGUCUCGGCCGAGACCGAGACGACUCGGCCGAGUCGUCACCGUCUCGGCCCCUACCGAUACGAUACCGUGACGAAACGAUAGAGUAUGUUGAUGGUGGCCACAAUCUCUCAAUUCGUGUACCAGUUUCUGCUAUAGGUAAAGUUUUUUGCAUUACUUUGUUCUGUUUAGCAGAAGGGACAAGCUCAAAACGUGAAAAUCCACCAAUAUCAGGGAAUCGUGUCACUGUGAUUAUUGUUACCACAGUGAUUGCUGUAGUUUUACUUGCUGGCACCUUAACCUGCUCCUUUUACAGGAGGAUCAUAGCAAAAAGAAAAGAGACUGAAAAAAGCAUUCCAGGGAAUCCCAUGCCUUACUUGGACGACAGUGAAAGACAAGCUGCAGAAAUGGUUGAUGAGGAUGAUAAAUUCAUCGAUGUACCCUAUUUCAGUCUGGAAAGCAUACUAGCUGCUACAAAUAACUUCUCAGACACAAAUAAACUUGGAAGAGGAGGAUUUGGCCCAGUUUACAAGGGAAUCUUCCCUGAAGAAAAAGAAAUUGCAGUAAAGAGGUUGUCAAGCCACUCUGGUCAAGGCAUGGAGGAAUUUCGAAAUGAAGUUGUGUUGAUUGCUAAACUACAACAUCGGAACCUAGUUAGACUCUUGGGCUACUGCAUCAAGGGACCUGAAAAAAUUCUUCUGUAUGAAUACAUGCCAAAUAAAAGCUUAGACACCUUUAUAUUUGAUGAAGGACGCUGCAUCUUAUUGGACUGGAACAUGAGAUUCAACAUCAUUCUGGGAAUAGCACGGGGACUUCUUUAUCUUCACCAGGAUUCAAGGUUGAGGAUAAUUCACAGAGAUUUGAAAACAAGCAACAUUCUAUUAGAUGAAGAGAUGAAUCCCAAAAUUUCAGAUUUUGGCUUGGCAAGAAUAGUUCAAGGCAAAGAAACAGAAGCAAAUACAAUAAAAGUAGUUGGAACCUAUGGCUAUAUGUCUCCAGAGUAUGCAAUCGAAGGUUUAUUCUCAGUGAAGUCAGAUGUAUUUAGUUUUGGAGUAAUUAUACUUGAGAUUGUUAGUGGUAAGAGAAACACUUCCGGAUUUUAUCGGUCUGAAGAAGUCUUGAGUCUUUUAGGCUAUGCUUGGAGAUUGUGGCAAGAAAGGAAAGCAUUGGAUUUAGUAGACAAGAAGUUACUGGAAUCAUGCAAUGGAACAGAAGUCAUGAAGAGCAUAAACAUUGGUCUCUUAUGUGUACAAGAUGAUCCCAGUGAUCGUCCCACCAUGUCUAAUGUUCUUAUUAUGCUCAGUAGCGAAACAACUACUCUUCCAAGUCCGAAUCAACCAGCUUUUGUAGGAAGAAGACGCACUUCUAGUACAUCUGCAUCUUUGUCUAGUAAGGCAGAAACAAUCUCCAUCAACGAGAUGACUAUCUCUGCAGAAGACGGCCGAUGAAGGCGUUGAUUGUUUCAUUGUAUAGUCCAGAAAAAUGAAGUUGUACUAUCUCGAAGGCAUUCGCUGGCUUUGCUAUCUUGAGUCCGAUAGAGGAACUCCAAGCGCGUUUGUAUAGGUCACUACGUUACGAAAACAGAAUGUAAGGGAUAGAUUACUACGUAUAUAGUGUUUUCAAUGCCAUGUAUAGGAUCCACGAUAAUUUGUUCUAUAGU